AUGGCGAGCAGGAGCGCGAACCCCCCUGAGCCAGCCUCUUCCUCCCCAGGCUGUGCCUUCCUCACCUACUGCGCCCGGGACUCUGCUCUCAAGGCUCAGAGUGCACUGCACGAGCAGAAGACCCUGCCAGGGAUGAACCGUCCAAUCCAAGUGAAGCCAGCUGCCAGUGAGGGCCGAGGAGAGGACCGAAAGCUGUUUGUGGGGAUGCUGGGGAAGCAGCAGGGUGAGGAUGAUGUCAGACGCCUGUUCCAGCCUUUCGGCCAUAUCGAGGAGUGCACUGUCUUGCGGAGCCCGGAUGGCACCAGUAAAGGCUGUGCCUUUGUGAAGUUUGGGAGUCAGGGGGAAGCUCAGGCGGCCAUCCAGAGUCUGCACGGCAGCCGGACCAUGGCGGGUGCCUCAUCCAGCCUCGUGGUCAAGCUGGCGGACACGGACCGGGAGCGAGCCCUGCGUCGUAUGCAGCAGAUGGUGGGCCAGCUGGGCGUCUUCCACCCGGCACCGCUGCCGUUUGGCGCCUGCGGAGCCUACACCACGGCGAUCCUGCAGCAGCAGGCGGCCCUGCUGGCAGCGGCCCAGGGCCCAGGACUAGGCCCGGUGGCUGCGGUGGCCGCACAGAUGCAGCACGUGGCGGCCUUCAGCCUAGUCGCCACGCCGCUGCUACCCGCGGCAGCCAACUCCCCUCCUGGCGGUGGCCCGGGCGCGCUUCCGGGGCUCCCGGCACCUUUCGGAGUCAAUGGAUUCAACUCCCUGACCCCUCAGACCAACGGGCAGCCAGGCCCUGACACCCUCUACAAUAACGGGCUCUCCCCUUACCCAGCCCAGAGCCCAGGUGUGGCUGACCCGCUGCAGCAGGCCUACGCUGGGAUGCACCACUACGCAGCCUACCCAACAGCCUAUGCCCCAGUGAGCACAGCUUUCCCUCAGCAGCCUUCAGCCCUGCCCCAGCAGCAAAGAGAAGGCCCCGAAGGCUGUAACCUCUUCAUCUAUCACCUGCCUCAGGAGUUUGGUGAUGCAGAACUCAUACAGACAUUCCUGCCCUUUGGAGCUGUCGUCUCUGCCAAAGUCUUUGUGGAUCGAGCCACCAACCAGAGCAAGUGUUUCGGGUUUGUUAGCUUUGACAAUCCAACCAGUGCCCAGACAGCUAUUCAGGCCAUGAAUGGCUUUCAAAUUGGCAUGAAGAGGCUCAAGGUCCAGCUAAAGAGGCCCAAGGAUGCCAACAGGCCUUACUGAUCUGCUGUCACUGACCAGUCACAGAAAGAUUCAGAAGAGUGAGAAGAAGAAAAGAGAGGAAAAGCACAGAAGCGCUUAAGCAGCCCUUCUUGAAGGAGCAGCCGCAGACGGAGGUGGAUUGGGCCCAAGGCCAGUGCCUGGGGCUCAGGCCACUUUAAGGAUUGUCUUCAUCAAGUGGGUUGUUCUAUGCCUGUGGCAUAAAGUUCAGGCUGGAAAGGCAGCUGGGACUGGCUGAAGAUGGACUGUCGAAGGGAACCAGCAGAGGGACUUGGUGGUGCCAGAGGCUUCUCUGCAAGGGAAGUUCAGAUUUACUUCAUUCAAAAUCAUAUCAUUCCUUAGAGUUUAGGGACCAAAGGACUAUUGCUUUUUAAAGAAUAUAUAUCAAAACAAAACAAAACACAUAAAAGAGAAACACAAAGACAGUAUAGCGUCUCAUAAAAGCUGCCUUUAAAUAUCCCUAGGAGACAGGGUGAAGGAGAUCUUCAAAAGCCCAAGCCUACCCAAAGGGAGGCUGUAGAAAGAUUGUUCUGUGUCGCAUAUUCUCUUAAACCAUCUCCCCACACUGCCUUUUUAAAUAAUUAAGGACUUGAAGUCUAGGCUCAGAUGCAGGUGACAAGAGAGUUACGGAAACAGUGAACCCACAGUCCCCAAACACAGAGAGCAUCACCGAAGAGGCUUCAGGAGGAACUCUGGCCUGCCCUGGCCUCUACCACCAAGAGUGGGAGCCUGCCUUUCUUUCCUGACAGCCUUUCCUGUGGAACCACUACUUCUCUGGGCUGGAAGAAAAAGGGAGUUUUGGCCACCCUAGCUUUUCCUUUCCUCUCCAUAUAGACAGAGGCCCUGCCUUUGGCUGAGCUGAGACACCUCCUAAUUGCCCUCACCGGGAGCCAGCCCUAGUGUCCCCUUGCUCCAGGCCACCUUCUAUUUCUAAGUUUGACCACCUGUAAAGUAGAUUCAGAAUACAUGUAGAAGGCUGUGACAACAGACUUGGAAGUUUGCUGCUGUAUAUACAGCCAUUAAGAAGGGAGUGAUUUUCAAUAUCUAGAAGGUUCAGAAUUUAAAGUCCCUCUUUACCCAGGACCUGAGAGAGUAGAUGUUUUGCCAAAAUACUUCUUCAUUCCUUUAAAAAGUAUAUCUUUCUUAUGCAAUAGUGUUUCACGUGCUUAUCCAAGGUGCUUCUAGAUGGUGAGCAGUGUUCAGCUUAGAAGUGGUGUGUGCUUUGUCUGUCUUUGUCUGUCUGUUGUAUACUGUGGGUGCCAUAUAAAGCUGACCAAUGGUGGUACUUCCUGCUUGUGUCUGUGAGAUGGGCAAAAGAUUUCAGCUUAGAACACCAUGAUUCAUCUUGCCUUUGCCAGCCUUUCCUGGGCCUGCAGGGACUUGCACAUGUUUUUCUCAGAAGGAUAAUUUUCUCUCCACCCCAUAGACAUGGAUUAAACUGGUCUGUGGCCCCACCUGUGUGGUGGGCACUCUGAUCCUCAGAUGUUGCUGAGGCUGGAGGCCUUUGAUCUGAUAGCAAAUCAGAGAGCAAAGGAUGUGAGGGUGGGAUCAGAGGGUUCGUCCUUUAUAACAGUUUUUAAGAAAACCUAUUCCUACCUUUUCCUCUGUCUUUUACUCAUUUUUGGAAGGAAUGGGAUGAAAAAUAGAUCCAGUAAUAACAUUACCAGGUAAGGUAUGGUAUAUAUCAAUUAAUAAUUUUCAACUGAGAGAAGAACCAGUGUCAAGGGCAUCUGUACAUCAGCACAAUGCUGACCACCCUAGACACUGAUGGAGAUAGGUAGCACCUACAUAUUCAAACAGAUGUUCACAUAGAGGUAUAGCGGCCCCCUCAGUACUAGGUUCUAAGCACUGUGCUAGGAGCCUGGGCUCAGGCAUGUUCUAAGUACUCAAAGUUAGGAGGAAAGACAGACCAAUAAUGUAGUUACAAUGGAGGGCCACACAUGGUCUAUGAUAAGAAGAGUACCUAAUUCAGACUUGAUUGGUAAUUCAGACUUGAUAGAUCAGAAAAAGGUUUCCUGAAGGAUAUUAAAAGAAGGGAAGGGUCUUUGAGGAUGAACUGGGACUUUUGGACAGACAUUUGGACAGUGCAUCAUUUUGAUAAAUUAUCUUAAUUACCAAGAAAUAAUAACGAUUACCAUUUAUUCAGUGCCUACUAUGUGCAGACAAUGGGCACCAAGACUCUUUUCCCAUUCCUAACUCUACCCUGAACCUUAACUUAUUACAAAGUCACGUUAAGAGCUUGAACCAAAAUGGUAUUUAAAAGUAUUUUGCUUCAUACUUAGGAACUGCCAGAUUGUGUGCCAAUGGCUGCAGAGGUCGGCAGAGUCUAGGUAAAGGGUCAGCAAACUAUGGUUUGUGGACAAAUCUGGCCUGCAGUCUAUUUUUGUAUAGCCUAUAGGCCUCAGCUUGUAACUAAGAAUGGUUUUUACAUUCUUAAAGGAUUGUAAAAAAUGUUUUAAAUAAUACAGAGACUAUGUGUGGCCCACAAACUCUAAAAUAUCUGAUCUUUUAGAUAAAAAGUAUGCUGACCCCUAUAAGAUCAUGGAAGACUUGUAAAAUGUCUAAUGAGUUUGAACAACAUGGUGUUUGUGUCUCUGUUGUUUGUGCAUUUAGUAGUCUGAAGCCUUUCAGCUGCAAGUGUCAAAAACUCAACUCAAACAUGUUUAAGCCAAUAAGAAAUUAAUUGGGUUACAUAAUUGAUAAAUCAAAGGAUAUAUCUUCCUUCAGGCAUGGCUGGAACUAGGGGUUCAGAUAAUGAUGUCUCCAUCUUUUGGCUUGGCCUCACUAGUUCUAGCUCUAAAGUCCUAGGGAGAACCUUGGCCAGAAUGGACAUGUGCCCACCUCUAGGGUGGAAGAGUAGACCACCAUAAUUGACAACUUCACCAGGACUGUGUGGAGGGGAGGAAUGGCUCCCCAAAGGAAGGGAUGAUGGA
Molecule: messenger RNA, 4157 nt
Organism: Myotis davidii
Lineage: Eukaryota; Metazoa; Chordata; Mammalia; Chiroptera; Vespertilionidae
Gene: CELF6
Product: CUGBP, Elav-like family member 6
Exons: 13
Coding region: 1-1227 (408 amino acids)
Biological process (GO): regulation of alternative mRNA splicing, via spliceosome; mRNA splice site recognition
Cellular component (GO): cytoplasm; nucleus; ribonucleoprotein complex
Molecular function (GO): mRNA binding
Source: RefSeq, a predicted model, not a curated record